AGGUAUAGGAUCGGAAAAUCACAAUUCUUGUUGGAAAUCAAAAUUUGACGCUAGGAAGAAAAACAUUAUUGAAAGAAAUUUGCUAACGUGAUAUUCUAGAUACUAAUUGCAACCAUUUUCACAUUAAAAGAUUCUGCAGUUAUAGAUACCAGAUAAAUCACUUCCCUGCAGUGAUAGUAUCUGCCAGAGAGGAGUAAUUGGAUUCAGCACUUGUUUUAUUCAAAACAGUUGCUACGCGGCGAUAUAUUACUCGUGCAAUAUGUAGUGUCGCAUUCUACGUGCAAUUUAGGAUAGUUCUUUCUAAGGAAUUUAAAGUGUUAAAGAAAGAUCAUGUAGUGCUUCUGUUAUUUAUAUAACGACGUUCGUGCAAAGGAUAACAUAUAUUUGAGAUAAAUUUUACAUCGGAAAUAUCAUAGUAUGAACCAAGAUCAAAUCAUUGCUUUAUCCGACGAAACAAUCGCAGAAUUCAGAGAAGCGUUUUCCCUUUUUGAUAAGGACGGAGAUGGUACGAUUACAACAAGUGAGCUUGGCACCGUUAUGCGAUCUCUGGGUCAAAACCCUACUGAGGCUGAACUUCAGGACAUGAUCAAUGAAGUGGAUGCCGAUGGAAACGGUACUAUAGAUUUCGAGGAGUUUCUGUUGAUGAUGGCGCGGAAGAUGAAGGAUACUGACAGCGAGGAAGAGUUGAGAGAGGCUUUCAGAGUGUUUGAUAAAGAUGGAAAUGGUUACAUAUCAGCAGCCGAAUUACGUCACGUGAUGACAAAUCUAGGUGAAAAACUUACUGACGAAGAAGUCGAUGAAAUGAUCAAAGAAGCCGAUCUGGACGGAGACGGAAUGGUAAACUAUGAAGAUUUUAUGGUCUAUACGAGUAAAUUGUUAACUGCUAACAGGGAACAGACGGAGGUGGUCUGAAAUCUUUUUGCACGUAAAAUAAAUUUGUUACCAUGAUGACAGCAAAGUGACAACAGAAGCAACAACAUUGUUUGUAGACAACAUUUUCUUUUAUGUAUUUUUACGGUUUUUGUUUCAUAAAACGUUAUACAUGCACAAUAAUUGGGUGUUGAGUAUUAUCAAUGUUUAUUAAUUGAUAUGUUGUCAGUCUAAAUUAUGCCUUUGUCAGCAGUUACCAACCAAAACAGUUUAUUAUUCAGUUUUAAUUUUGUUUUGUUAGCUAUGACUUUGUAAAUAUGAAACUAAAUGUAUUCGAUAUUGUUAAUGAUCAUGUAAAUAUAUGGCGUCAAUCUAUAAUUUUAUCAAAUAAUUGUUAGCGCAGUGAUGGAAAUAAGUUCACGUCUCUUACUUGGGGUUCUAUCUAAUAAGUACAUGUAAUGUCACUAGACUGUUAGAAUUAUUUAUCGUUGGUCGAUAAUGCACCAAUAUAAUAGUUUUAGCACAUUUAAAAUCAAUGGAUGUCAGUUUUUGUAUGAUAUUCACAUCUUAAAGACAAUAUGAACACUUUUUUCCGGUUUUAAUUUAUAAAAUAUGCCUUGCCAUACAUCUUAUUUGAAAUACACAUAACACGAGCUAAUGAAAUGAGUUUUUAGUUUUAUUUUUAUACCGCGAAGCGUUUUUAAGUGCUAAUUGUUGGUGCUAUGGCGUCUUUUUACAAACGAGCCUUAAGGAAAUUAUGUUGCAGUCAUGAUACACACAUUGUUUUGUGUCGAUCACAUUUAAAAUUCUACUUUAUCCUUAUAGGCAUACACAUAUACAGAUACGUACAAUUUCUUAAUGUGAUUUAAAUGAUUACUGUUUGAAGUAAGAAAAUAUCGUGACAUAGCUGAUUGCUGUCGUUUACAACUUGUAUAUCUCUGUAUAUGGUUGCUAUCUGUGAACAUGCCUCUUUUUUUAAUUUUAUAUUGCAAUUGAUCUUGUAAUAAAGCUUCAACAGGU
This is a messenger RNA of Mercenaria mercenaria, 1890 nucleotides long. Its product is annotated as calmodulin-A-like. Bases 418 to 912 code for a protein of 164 amino acids. The record is from RefSeq and is a predicted model, not a curated record. Gene Ontology annotation, molecular function: enzyme regulator activity; calcium ion binding. The transcript is spliced from 7 exons. NCBI's taxonomy places the organism in Eukaryota, Metazoa, Mollusca, Bivalvia, Venerida, Veneridae.